Oppia nitens is the source of this 1467-nucleotide messenger RNA. RefSeq lists its product as uncharacterized. Gene Ontology annotation, cellular component: cytosol. The transcript has 10 exons. Gene Ontology annotation, molecular function: protein binding. The record is from RefSeq and is a predicted model, not a curated record. NCBI's taxonomy places the organism in Eukaryota, Metazoa, Arthropoda, Arachnida, Sarcoptiformes, Oppiidae. Gene Ontology annotation, biological process: neurogenesis. The coding region runs from base 115 to 1467 and encodes 450 amino acids.
CUAGUGUCGCGGGCAUCCAAUCUAUUGCAGAAUAAGUCCUUUACGGACGUCACCUUUAUUGUCGGUCCGCCACAACAUUCAAAGAAAUAUGUCGGCCAUCGGGUCCUACUGGCCAUGACGUCGCCAGUUUUUGAGGCCAUGUUUUACGGAGAUAUGGCCGACAAAAGCAAAGUGAUUCGCAUACCCGACAUCGCACCCAUUGGUUUUGAAAAUCUAUUACGUUAUGCUUAUACGGACUCGUUGAACCUAAACUCGGUGGACGACGCAAUGUUGACGGCAUAUGCGGCCAAAAAAUAUCUGUUACCUCAUCUGCUACGUGAAUGUCUGACAUAUAUCGAGAAAAACAUAACACCUUCCAGUGCUUGUGCUGUCUAUGAAUUUGCAACUGUUUUAAACUCACAGCAACUUAUCUAUCAGUCGAUGAACACCAUUGAUAGGCAAACCUAUCACGUUAUUACCCAUAAGUCAUUCAAUAACAUUCAAUUAUCUACACUGGAGUUUAUAGUCGGUCGUCGUUAUCUGAAUCUGUAUUCAGAGUUUUCAUUAUUCAAUUCAGUGGUUCAAUGGACACAAAACGAGUCUAAACGGCGGUCGGCUAAUGCCAAUGAUUGGACAGUUAUUAGAGGACUAUUGGAUGAUAGUACUGUAAUGAAAAACCUAAGAUUCCUGACGAUGUCUAACGAGGAGUUUGCAAGAGUUAUAUCCCAGACAACUGUCAAUCCUAUACCGACAAAAAACAACGAAAACAACGAACAACACGACAUGCCGUCAUCGUAUCUGCCAAUGGAUAACGCAUUUAUGGGUAAAUCGGAACAGAUAGCCAUAUUCAUGAAUCUGGCCAUUCCGGGUAUAGUCCCGGUGCCCAAAGGACUGUCGCAGGAGACUACUCCCCGAUGCGCUCCCCCUGAAUAUUUCACUGUCAGACGCUAUAAGCCGGUCACUUACGCAACAACGACAACCCUGGCCCACGCCUCCCAGGGUGCCGGCGGUAGUAAACCAAUUAAAACUGUUUGCACCAAAUUUCAAGUGGUCAACUCCGAUUUGUUUAUAGUCGGCGCAUCCAUUCCUAUCCGAUUAGAUCCAGGGUAUUAUUCUGUACGUACACCUAAACUUGAUUGUCAACUAAAAUUUACAUCCAAAAUGGGUUUACCUAAUGAAACAAUGUUGGAUCAAAAGUCACAGGACGACGCCAUACUAUUGGAUACUGUGGACGACUCGAUAACUUUGGUCAUCUCUAAGGACAAGGACUGUCACGUAAAGCUCAAGAGGCCGUUGACUGUCAAAAAGGGUAACUUUAAUGAACUACUUCUCACAUUUCAAUCGCCAACAGUUAGCGAUGAUAUCGUUGUCAUCAAAGGUCACCGAAACAAAUCAACACAGACUGAGAUAGUAGACGGAGAAGCCAUCAGUUGGCUGUUCUUUAAGUCGACUGGACUCGAGUUCAAUGAAUUGUAUUAUUUUUAUUGA